Messenger RNA from Pipistrellus kuhlii (Kuhl's pipistrelle), 8976 nucleotides. It is a transcript of the gene TET1, whose product is annotated as tet methylcytosine dioxygenase 1. The record is from RefSeq and is a predicted model, not a curated record. The transcript has 12 exons. Gene Ontology annotation, molecular function: zinc ion binding; DNA binding; DNA 5-methylcytosine dioxygenase activity. Gene Ontology annotation, cellular component: nucleus. Gene Ontology annotation, biological process: positive regulation of transcription by RNA polymerase II; oxidative demethylation. Lineage: Eukaryota; Metazoa; Chordata; Mammalia; Chiroptera; Vespertilionidae. Bases 121 to 6474 code for a protein of 2117 amino acids.
CACUUUGUGCCACUAAGCCCAACCAUGGUGCAGCCAGAUUCUUCUCAAAAGUGAGACCUGCCGAAGGACCAAUGACUCUGUUCCCCGUGCCCUUUCCUUUUCUCCUCUUACUCCGUCACCAUGUCUCGAUCCCGCCACGCAAAGCCUUCCCGAUUUGUCAGGAGGGACGAUCUAAGCAAAAAGAAAAACAGUCAGCUGAAGAAGACCUUCAAGCCCAUCAACAAAAAUGUAACGCCAGGCAAGACCAUGAGCCCUCGGAAACUAAAGAAAUUCAUCCAGGCGCGAGAUGUUAAGAAAAAAGAGGAACCCAAACCACCACCACCCAUGCCCGCCAGGAGCCUCCUGACCAGAGCUGGCGCAGCACGGCUGAAUCUGGAGAGGGCCGAGGCCCUGUUCCGGAACCCGGAGUCCCUAACGUGCAAUGGGUUUACCAUGACCCUCCGGAGAACCUCCCUCAGCAGGCGGCUCUCCCAGCCCCCGGUGGUCAUAGCCAAACCCAAGAAAGUCUCGCCUCCUAAGAAUUUAGAAAAGCCACGUGAGUGUGAUCGGAAGGGAAAGGCCUCCGAGAAUGAUUCUGUACCAACACAAGACCUCCCCAUCCCUCCUGAUCUAGAGAAUCUGAUUGACGUACAAGAUGCAUCAUCUUCAGUUCAAGAGGAGCGCCAAGGGGCAGCCCAGUCAUGGUGCCAAAGGGUUGAGGAUUCUAAAAUAGAUUCCCUCACUCACGGUGGCCCUGUGGCAGAGAUCCUUUCUGGGGCGCUGGAAGGGACACACGAUGGUGAAGGACUGUUCUCUAAAGAGACAUUGGACGACAGCAGUGAUUCCCCUGGGAUGUUUGCCCAGGAGGACCCUCCGUGUGCCCCUUUGCCCCAACAAGCAGACCUUCCUGUUACCUCUGAAGGAAACAGCAGCGUUCAGGUAGACGAUUUGGGCUCACAAGUAGAAUCUCUGAAGCUAUCUGAUUCUUACCUGGACCCCGUCCCAACUGAACAGGAUUGCUGCCCAACCUCCAGCUUCAAUACGGUGAUCCCCGAAUUGGACCUUGGAAACUAUUUGUCUUUUGGUGGGCGAUUAUAUUCUACCUCAUUAUUAAAACUCUUCUUGGCCAGUUCAGCGCAAGGAGCCCUUGGUGCUAAACCAGAUCAUCUGGAGGUCCUCGAGGCUCCUCCAGAUCAGCAGGAAAUUCCCGGUAACACCCCCGUCUUAGGACAGGCCUUCAGUGCUGUCCCACACCCAUGGGAAAUCCCCGGUGUUAAUCUGGUUCAUGGAGGGGCUCUGGGCGAGACCCCAGUCCCGCCAGAGCUCGCUGGUGCUAUUUCAGUCCAAGGACAGGUGUUUGGUGCUAUCCUCAACCAGGAGAUCCUCGGGGUGGGCGGGAGUGCUGCCUCAGACCCACCUGUCUUCCUUCCUGCUCCCCUGAACCCAGUAGCUACCUACAAUGCCCUCCCAGGAUGGCCUGAUCCACAGAGCACCAUUUCCUAUGGGCUUGAGGUCCAAGGCACUAUGCAGAUCUUAUCUUUGGGCUCAGGCCACACUCCUCAACCAACCUCAGUCUCGGAGGUCAGUGCUGAACCUCCCCCCAUGGCUAUGAACAACGCGGAGAAUGAGAAGCAAGUCCAUCUAAGCUUUCCACCAGCCGACACUCAGGGGUUCGAGUUAGCCCCUGAGGGAGGACCGCACCCAGCUUCACAGGACCUCGCCCAACACUCCCAGGCUGUGCCCGGCCAAUCGGAAGGAGGGAGCUCCCCCAUCGACGCCCCCGCGGUGUCUACGCCAGUGCCACUUGCCAGUACCUCCUCUCCUCCUUCCCACACAACUGUGCUACCUGCUCUGGAAAAGAAGAAACGGAAGCGGUGUGGGGUCUGUGUGCCCUGCCAGCAGAAGGCCAACUGUGGCGAAUGUACCUACUGCAUAAACAGAAAGAACAGCCACCAGAUCUGUAAGAAGAGGAAGUGUGAGGAGCUGAAGAAAAAGCUACCUGUGCCUAAGCUCGGCGACCAGAUCCUCCUCCUCCGCAGCGAACUCCAUGUCGCAGCUUGGGGCUGCCUGUGUCCCUCGGUUAUAAAGGAAAACAAGAGGCCCAAGAGGGAAAAGAAGCCCAAAGUUUUAAAGGCAGAUUUUAAAAACAAAAUAGUCAAUGGCCCCGAGUCAGUAUCCAUGGACUACAGUGGAUGUGGUCAUGGGGAAGAAAAAAGAUUGGAAUUGAACUCACACCCCCCUGAAAAUGUAACUGAAAAUGACGGAAGUAUGACAGGCAUUGAAGUGGAGAAGUGGACGCAGAGCAAGAAAUCCCAAUUAACAGAUCAAGUCAAAGGAGAGGUGAAGGCGAUUGUGACAGAAGGGGGAAAACUGGGAAACUCUGAAGAUGACCCGAGCGAAGUCCUACCCGAGCCUCAAGUUUUGUUUGCACAAACGGUAACAAAUGGCAUUGAAAAUGUACACUACAUACCCACGGAAACAGAGGUGUCUGUUAGAACAUUCAGCAUUGAAGAGUGUGACAAGGUGUCUGGGAACAAUUCCUGUGACCCCCUGGUAGACUCGGCCAGCCAGAACAAUGCCAUGAGCUCCGCUGCUACCAACGCACGCGAUCAUCUUCCGGGCAGAAGCGAUGUUUCCGUCUUCCAGCAGCCUGACUCAGAGUCUUUUCCUGAUCCCGCAGACUUCAGCUGCACCAGCCCUACUGGUACACCCACGGCAAGGGAGCAACCAAAACCUCUAGAAAAUAUACCAAGUACAGAACCAAAUCAUGGAUCUCCAGUUCAACAACAUCUUCUAUCCCUCGUGAUGGACAGGACAUUAACGCAGGAGCAGGUGGAUGUGAUCGAAGCUUUGGCUCAGCUUUCCGGAACCCCCGCAGCAAACGCCUCACCAUCCAAGUCUGAGGAGGACAAAAAAAACGAUCAGAUGUCAGCUGGUGUGCUUAAUAAGUACACCAAGUAUACAGCUUUAUUCUGUUCUAUCAAGGACCUCGAAGAACGGUUUUUGCAGGGGGGACCUCACAGCCUUUUCCAGGGUCCCUCUGUAGAAAAGCAGGGUUCAUGCAACACGGUGCUGUUCAAUGGCCAAAGUAACGUCUCCACGUCACACGGCGGCGGCGCAGCUACUGACCAAGUGUCCACGGAGCCACAGGAAUGUUCAAAUGAAGAAAACUCCACGUCUCUUUUUACACCAAAUUCCAGUUCACCUGAAAUUGACACCAGUAAAAAUGCUGCUCAAAAUUGUAGUACUCAAGACAGCCGUUCAGAAAAUUUGCACGAGUCGCCACCACCAAGUGGUGAAUUGGGGUCCUGCAGUCAGUUACUGGACAGCAGCCGCACGUUAGCUAUAAAGGAUGAGCCAUCAUGGUGUCAAGAUACAGUUCAUAGUCAAAUAGAGGAAGAUGUUGCCGCACAGUUAACACAACUUGCCUCAGUCAUCAAAUUCAGAUGUCCAAAACCAGAGGAAACCAGCGAAGCAAGUACAUCAGCAAACCUUGUGUACAAUGUGCAAAGACACAGUCAGGAGAAGAACAAAAUAAAAGCGAAACCACGCUCCAGUGUAAAAAAUAACCAUGGCUCAUCGACAAAGCAAAAGAUCAAAACCCGGAAAAAGACAAAAUCCACCCCAUCCAAAGAACGGCGGAAGAAGAAGCCUGCAGCCACAAAUUGUCAAGAAAAUGCUCAGAAAAGGCAGGAGCAGUUGUCAUCCGAGUAUAAUAGGUUACAUGACAUUUGGAUAGCGUCCAAAUUUCAAAGAUUUGGGCAGUUCGGUCCCCGUGAUUUCCCUCUUCUGUUGGGGAAAGUUCCUCCUGUACCCCCAGUCCGGGCACCACUUACCCCGAAAAAGUUGGCCAUCAAAUACGAGUACUUUUUCCCUCCACUUGCUCAGAUCAAAUUCCAGCGAAAUUCUGAAUUAGAACGGGAAGAAAUGAUGAACGUUGAUCACUCCACAUCCCAUUUACAAACAGAAUCCAAUGGGCAGGCGUUUAAAGAAGAAGUUCCUGAUUCCCCGGUACACCCCGUGGUGAACGUCCAUCAGAAAGCUCAUCCUGGCCUCCUGUCCUCGUCUCUCACUAACCAGUGUGCUAAUGUGAUGCCUGACCGUGACCAAACUCAGUUCCAGCAAGAUGGUGAAGACCAGCCCAUGCACCCGAGCCUGCCAGCCUUGCCCAGCACCUCUCAUGAGACCCCCUCCUCACACCCGGGACAAGUUCUCAGAAAUGUAAACGUCGAAAGUUCAGGUGGGAUCACGGUGGUUUCUACCACAAACGAAGAAGACGUCUCUUUACCUAGUGGCGGAGCAUCCCAAGUUGCCCCAGUAGAAAAUGCACACAAUUUUCAUAAUUAUGCCAUGAACUUUUUAACUAAUUCUACAAGAAACCUGGUGUCUACCACGACAAAUUCUGAAUUGCCAAGCUGCAACUGUGAUCAAAAAGAAAAAGGCCCAUAUUAUACGCACCUUGGGGCAGGACCAAAUGUUGCUGCUGUCAGGGAAAUCAUGGAGAAUAGGUAUGGGCAAAGAGGAAGUGCAGUAAGGAUAGAAAAGGUUAUAUAUACCGGAAAAGAAGCAAAAAGCUCUCGUGGAUGUCCUGUCGCUAAGUGGGUUUUGAGGAGAAGCAGCGAGGAAGAGAAGAUUCUUUGUUUGGUUCGGGAGCGUACCGGCCACCACUGUCCCACAGCAGUGACGGUGGUGCUGAUCCUGGUGUGGGACGGCAUUCCGCUUCCCAUGGCGGACAGGCUGUACACAGAGCUGACCGAGAACCUGAGGACCUACAACGGCCACCCCACAGAUCGCAGAUGCACUCUCAAUGAGAAACGUACCUGUACAUGUCAAGGAAUUGACCCUGAAACUUGUGGAGCUUCAUUCUCUUUUGGCUGCUCAUGGAGUAUGUUUUUUAAUGGCUGUAAAUUUGGUAGAAGCUCAAGCCCUAGAAGAUUUAGAAUUGAUCCAAGUUCUCCUUUACAUGAAAAAAACCUGGAAGAUAAUUUGCAGAGUUUGGCCACACAAUUAGCUCCAAUUUAUAAACAGUAUGCUCCGGUUGCUUACCAGAACCAGGUACAAUUUGAACAUACUGCCCAAGAAUGUCGGCUUGGCAACAAAGAAGGUCGUCCUUUCUCUGGGGUCACUGCUUGCGUGGACUUCUGUACCCACGCCCACAGGGACAUUCACAACAUGAACAAUGGAAGCACCGUGGUUUGUACUUUAACACGAGAAGACAACCGCUCCUUUGGCAUCGUUCCUCAAGAUGAGCAGCUCCAUGUUCUACCCCUCUAUAAAUUAUCAGACACCGAUGAGUUUGACUCCAGGGAAGGAAUGGAAGCUAAGGUCAGGUCUGGGGCCAUUGAUGUCCUCAAGCCCCGCCCAAAAAAAAGGACAUGUUUUAGGCAGCCAAUUCCUCGUUGUGGGAAGAAAAGGACAUCGAGGAGGACAGAUGUCUUCACGUGCAAGAUGAAGGCUAUGGAGAAGAAGCUCAUUCCUCGAAUCAAGCGGAAGAAUAACUCCACAACACACAACAAAUGUGAAACUGAACCAAAUUUUGUCUUCAAAGGUUCGAACAACAUUCAAACUUCCUCACCGAUCCCAUCCAUUCCUCACCCAGUGCAAAAGGCAAACUUAUCCCCAAACUUAUCCUCGUCCGCCAACACUGCUUCCACCACAAAAGAUGCCUCGGUUUCGGGCGGGUUUCCAGAAAGAAGUAGCAAUCCCGACUUCACGAUGUCUUCUGAGAGGCACAGUGAUGCUAAUGCCGCCGCCGCCGCUGGGGAAUGCUCUGGAAUUGCACAGCCUGGUGAAGUGAGUCCUCUUCCCACUUUGCCUACUCCCAUGUCCGAUUCCCUGGUGGGUUCUGAGCCUCCCGCUGGUCCAUCUGAGCAGAUGCCUCCUCAUGAGCCCAACCAGCAGCCCCCACUCAGCACCUCUGCUCCUGCACUUGCUUCCUCCCUGAAGGAAGAAGAUGGGCAGCAUUCGGCAGCAGCUGAGCCUCCAUCAGAUGCCCCCCCAUCCCAUGGCCCCCAGGCAUCCACUGUGCAGAAGUUGCCCCACCUUGAGGAGUAUUGGUCAGACAGUGAGCACAUCUUUUUGGAUGACGAGGUUGGCGGGGUGGCCAUAGCCCCCGCUCACGGCUCUGUUUUAAUUGAGUGUGCCCGGCGAGAGCUUCAUGCCACCACGCCCGUCCGACACCCAAACCGGAAUCAUCCCACGCGCCUCUCUCUCGUCUUCUACCAGCACAAAAACCUAAACAGUCCCCACCACGGUUUUGAAAAAAACAAGAUUAAGUAUGAGGCUAAAGAUAAAGAAGCUAAGAGUAAGAAAAUUAAGGUCUCCGAUCAGAGCCAUCAGGCAGCUAACGAGGGUCCCGAGCUGUCCCCUGAGGUGAUGGAGAUGGAGGAAGAAGUUCCUUCCCGUAAGGCGGUCACAUUGACCCAUGACAAUGUUGUCACCGUGGCCCCUUACGCCGUCACCCAUGUCGCGGGGCCCUAUAACCAUUGGGUGUGAAGGCUGUCCUCCCCUUUCCAAUGCCUUUGCUAGUGCAGUGUAUUUUUCCAAGGUGCUGUUAAAGGGAAGUCAUGUUGUUGUUUACUAGAUCUUCAUCUCACCCAUUUGAAGGCUGAAGUAAAAACAGACAAAAUGAAGUAGGGUGGGUAUUUCUUAACUGUGACUAUAUAUAUUUUGACAAUUGAUAGAAGGUGCACAUUUUAAGCAAAAAUAAAAAAAAGUUUUAUAGUUUUAAAUACAUAAAGAAAUGUUUUGGUUAGGUGUUAACCUUGAGAGAAUCACUCAGUUUGGUGCUUUAAAUAAGUCUGUUUACUAUGAAACGAGUAAUUUUUAGAGGCUUUUAACUGAUAAUGUGCUAUGAUGUAAAAAUCAAGAUAUAUACAGUGUUAACUCUACACAGCUCCUGGUGCUUAACCACAUCGACAUAGUUCAUUAUAAGCUGAAUUAUUAUUUCAUGGUGCCAUGGUUUCUGCAUCUUCCAAUCAUUGCUAGAAAAUAGGCAUUUUCCUUUGAAAUAAACCAAUGAAAUGUUUUCUCUCUUAAGGUGUCUCCUGUAUAAAAUAAUUCGUUAUUAUUAGUAAUGGUUGGAGGCUGUUCUUAAAUUGUAAAUAUAUAUUUUAAAAGCACUUUCUAUUUUUAAAAUUAACUUGAAAUAGUAUAGUAUAAGAAUCCAGUUGUCUAUUGUUUGUGCAUAUUUGCAUACAAGAGAAAUCAUUUAUUCUUGCUGUGUAGAGUUCCAUCUUAUUAACUGCAAUAUGUAUUCAUACAUGUGUAUGGUUUGUGUUUUUUAAUGUGUUCUUUCUCAUUCAAAUAUUAGCUACUUAUAUAAAAUCAAUCAUGUGAAAAUUGUUAAUUAUCUCAAAUUGGAAUCGGAAAGCAUAUCAUCCACACUGAUUAAUAUUUUCUUGGGAACUAAGUAAGUGUGAGCUCUUGCUGAGCAACGUUGACCCCAAUUUACUUUCACUGUAACUUUCUCAAUAUAAUCCAUGAAAGGUGUUUCCAAAAGGAGAUUUGACAUGAUAGGAUUCAAAAGAGUCAAAUGCUUCUAAAGUUUCAAGGUGAUUAAAUACAAAAAUUAAGUAGUAAGAACCCUACCCAUCCCAAAUUGCCUUUUUCUGAAAGUCAUUCUAGUAGAGACUAAGAAUAAAAUUUUAGUAGAAAUAUUAUGAAAAUUAAUUCCUUAUCAUUACACACACAAAACAAAUAGUUGGUAUGUUAUAAAUUAGUUAAUCCAAAGUAGUUUAAACAUAUUAGUUUUGAGAUAAUUGCCUAUGAUCUAGCUUUCAGGAAAAUAGGCAUUCUGUUUAUUUUUUUCAAUCGUCCCAUUAUUUUUUGUGUUACUUUUUCUGGUACAAAAGAGAUUGCCCAAACCAAAUUUUAGAUCGGGAAGAAAUUUCAGUGAAAUACUUGAUUCUGUUAAAAUGCAGAGGUGCUAUAACCUUCAAAGUCUCAGAUUCCUUGGGAGUAUGGGAACCUAAUGGUGCUUCUCCUCUGGAAAUGCCAUAGGAAGGCCAUAACCGCUAACACUCACGAUUCUGGUGCAAAAGCAAACAAUUCCAGUAAGCUCUCUAAAUAAAAUUAAUCAUAAAUUAUUAAAAUAAUAUAUGGUGCAAAGUAUCAGUUUCAAGCUUUUGACUAAUCAAUGUAAAGGAAUAUGAAGGGAUUGUAAAUAGCAAAAUGUCAUUGAUAGUCCAUCUUGUAUAAGUUGAUUUCUGCUUUUGAAUAUGUAAAAUAGGGUAAUUCAUUGACUUGUUUUAGUAUUUUGUGUGCCUUAGAUUUCUGUUGUAAAACAUGUAUAUUUUUGUGAACCUAUGAUUUCUUAUACAUCUAAGUAUAUAAAUAAGUGAUUCUUUAUUGUUUCAGCUGCUUAAAUAAGAUAUUUACUUGUAGUAAACCAUCAAGAAUACACCAUUGUAAUAUUUUAUUUUAGGCCUUACCUCUCACUAGGAGUUAUUUUUUCACCAGACUUAAUGGAUAAAACUUAAAGAUACUUUAUCCAACCACCCGUCUAUCCAUUCAACACUUAUUGAAUGUCUGCAAAUUUUAAGUAAAUGCUUUUGUUUUAUUUGUAUCACCACCCAUAACAGUAAACUUGAAGAAUUAAAAUCCUAGAAGAUACUCUUAACACACAUUUUACUAAGAAAUAAAUAAAUAAACAAACACAUUUCCUUCAAAACACACCAUUGUGAUAUAUGUACAGCAAUUCCGAGCAGUGUCACUAACGUAAAAUAAGUUUCCUUAACAAUCUAAACUUGAAGCUCAAGUGUUGAUUUUAGGGAAUAUUGAGAUUAACACCUGCUCAGCUAAUAAGCCCAUGGUGGGAACCACACACGAUUCCUGCAUUAUUGAACUCUUUCCUAAAUUAUCCAUCCCAUUGUAUGCCCUGUAAUUUUUUCAAAGAUCAUGCUUAAAUGUUCUGCAGCAUUGUGAUUGUAUACUGGCUACUCUUGCUGUUAGAGUGCUCUUUUUCAUGAAGCAAGGAAAUAAAUUUGUUUGAAAUGA